GAGAAACAUCGCAUAUGUGGUAAAUACGAGAACAUCAUGGAUCAAGGAUCAAAGAGUCCUGUCUAUCAACAUGUGAAUAUCCAAAAGAAGUCUUAUAAAAAUAAUGACCUUGGCAAAAUGCUUUAUGAAUCAUCUCAGUGUAUACCUUAUAACACCAGCGAUACUACAGGAAACCAUCAAAGAAUUCAUACAGGAAAGGAACCUUACAAAUAUGGUGAAUGUGAAAAGUCCUUUGGAUGUAGCUCAAAUCUUGGAACACAUCAGAAAUCUCAUAAAGGACAGAAACCUUGCAAAUGUAGUGAAUGUGAGAAGUCAUUUACAUGUAAUUCAACUCUUAAAAAUCAUCAGAAGAUUCAUAUGGGAGGGAAACCUUACAAAUGUAGUGAAUGUGUGAAGUCAUUUACAUGUAGUUCAGCCCUUAAAAAUCAUCAGAGAAGUCAUACAGGAGAGAAACCUUAUAAAUGCAGUGAAUGUGAGAAGUCAUUUUUAUAUAAUUCAAUUCUUAAAAAUCAUCAGAGAAUUCAUACAGGAGAGAAACCGUACAAAUGUAGUGAAUGUGAGAAGUCAUUUACAAAUAGUUCAAAUUUUAAAAAUCACCAGAGAAUUCAUACAGGAGAGAAACCUUACAAAUGUAGGGAAUGUGAGAAAUCCUUUGGAUCUGGCUCAACUCUUAUAAAACAUCAGAGAAUUCAUACAGGUGAGAAACCUUACAAAUGUAGGGAAUGUGAGAAAUCCUUUACAUAUGUCUCACAUCUUAAAAGACAUCAGAUACUUCAUACAGAAGAAAAACCUUAUAAAUGUAAUGAAUGUGCAAAGUCCUUUGCAUGUAGCUCAAAUCUUCAGUCACAUAUGAAAAGCCAUACAGGAAAGAAAUCUUACAAAUGUAGUGAAUGUGAGAAAUUCUUUAAAUAUAGAUCAGGUCUUAGAAGUCAUGAGAGAAUUCAUAGAGGAGAAAAACCUUACAAAUGUUGGGAAUGUGAGAACUCCUUUUCAAGUACUUCCGAACUUAGAAUACAUCAGCAACUUCAUAUAGGAGAGAAACCUUACAAAUGUAGUGAAUGUGUGAAAUCAUUCAUGUGUGCCUCAACUCUUAAAAAACAUCAGAGAGUUCAUACAGGAGAGAAACUUGUAGCUAAUUCCACUAAUGCUUUAGCUAGCAGACACAGCUAAGGAUCUAUCAGAAAAUUCAUCCUGGGGAGAGAAGUUUCUGUUGGAAAUGACUUUGUAUAUGUUUUUUCCAAGCUCUAUUCUUAAAAGACAAUAGAAAAUAUUAUGAACAUUAGAUAGCCUUUAUGUAAUUUCGAACUCUUAGAAAAUAUCUAUAGUUUGCACUGAGCAAACAUUCUAAAUGUAGGAAAAAAUUCAUUAAAACAUUUUACUCUUAACCUCAAAGACUGCAUAAUUUAUGCAAAGUAGUAAAAACAGGAAGGUAAUGUUGAUUAAAAUUUUUUCUGGAGACUGCAACAUUUCAUCAUGAAGGGAAGGUAAUAACACAAAAAAAUAACACCUUCAUAUAUCAUCAGGAAGUCUGCAAAACUGAUAGGAUUUCUUAUGCUUAAGUCCCCUGAAGAAACUCAGACCAGUAAUGCUGCUUAGAAGAAGCUCUGAUGAAUUGAGAUACCAAGAAAUGAUACCCUCCAACAUGUAGACAGGCCUACACAUGUGUAGUGGGCUCAGGGUGUCCAUUGUUCAUAAGUUGUAUCCCAAGGUGGGUUGGAGUUUCAUGGUAGCAACUGUCUGAGCCCCUUUUACUACUGUAAGCAACUCCUUUCACAUAUUCCUGUAAGUAACCUGAAUAAAACU
This is a messenger RNA of Peromyscus eremicus (cactus mouse), 1803 nucleotides long. Its product is annotated as zinc finger protein 501-like. The coding region runs from base 37 to 1170 and encodes 377 amino acids. Gene Ontology annotation, biological process: regulation of transcription by RNA polymerase II. Gene Ontology annotation, molecular function: DNA-binding transcription activator activity, RNA polymerase II-specific; RNA polymerase II cis-regulatory region sequence-specific DNA binding. NCBI's taxonomy places the organism in Eukaryota, Metazoa, Chordata, Mammalia, Rodentia, Cricetidae. The record is from RefSeq and is a predicted model, not a curated record. The transcript has a single exon. Gene Ontology annotation, cellular component: nucleus.